CAGUACAUAACAACACAACAAACAAUAGUUUUUUUUUUAAAACUUAAAUUACCGGUAAUUGAUAGCCCAAUCAUACCAUCUAAUUAGCUAACUGGGUUAUCCAACAAUCCUCAAACUAGUAACCCCUCAAAAAAAAAACCCCGACUGUCCACACCAACCGAACUCUCCUCGACUACCUUCGCCGCCGCUGUCCACAGCAAUGGCCAAACAUCAUCCGGAUCUGAUUUUUUGCCGCAAACAAGCGGGCGUAGCCAUCGGCCGACUGUGCGAGAAGUGUGACGGCAAGUGUGUUAUCUGCGACUCGUAUGUCCGGCCGUCGACUUUGGUCCGCAUUUGCGACGAAUGUAAUUACGGUUCAUAUCAGGGACGGUGUGUCAUAUGCGGCGGUCCGGGUGUUAGCGAUGCCUACUAUUGUAAAGAGUGUACACUACAGGAAAAGGAUAGGGAUGGCUGUCCCAAGAUUGUCAACUUGGGCUCAUCCAAGACGGACCUGUUCUACGAACGCAAGAAAUAUGGAUUCAAGAAGAGGUGACCACUUAUUACUGUUGUUGUUGCAGUUGGUGGACACCUCUGUGGUUUGAUUUUCUUUGUUGUUGUGGCGCACCGGUAGCUAAUAAUAAGGGCUCUGUAUGUGGUGAGUCCAUAAUAUUUGUUGGUUAUCCCCACUACUACUACUACAUUAACUAAUUGUCUAAAUCAAUGUCAACGUUAUAUAUAUUUUUUUG
Molecule: messenger RNA, 725 nt
Organism: Oppia nitens
Lineage: Eukaryota; Metazoa; Arthropoda; Arachnida; Sarcoptiformes; Oppiidae
Product: PHD finger-like domain-containing protein 5A
Exons: 1
Coding region: 200-532 (110 amino acids)
Biological process (GO): mRNA splicing, via spliceosome
Cellular component (GO): precatalytic spliceosome; U12-type spliceosomal complex; U2 snRNP
Source: RefSeq, a predicted model, not a curated record